Notechis scutatus (mainland tiger snake) is the source of this 2014-nucleotide messenger RNA. The record is from RefSeq and is a predicted model, not a curated record. NCBI's taxonomy places the organism in Eukaryota, Metazoa, Chordata, Lepidosauria, Squamata, Elapidae.
UACAGCAGGAUCAACUCAGAACUGAACAAUUUAAGGAAAAUGAACAAAAAUACACAAACAAGCUGAUUUCUUCCAAAGUUAAAAUCUCCUAAAACUUAAUUUUUAGCAAGAGAUAUAUGGAUGAAAUAAGACUGGGAACAAAAUGCAGCAGCCAUCCACUCACUACCUGAGCAUUUUAUUUCUUUCAGCUGUUGCUUGGACUUUGUUGUGUAUUUGCACUGGGGCCAUGGAAAUAGCCCCAGAAUGCUUUCCAGAAGGACAUCGUAUUCUCCAUCAUGCCUACCGCAGCAUCCAUUUUGAUUCUCUGGAAUUGCAGGAAAAAGCCAUUCAGGACAUGAUUUGUGAUCAUUCACUUCCACAAGGGUGGUACCGCUUCAUGAUUGAAAAUAAACCUGCAGAAAUGCCAACCAAGUGUAUAGAAAUGAACAAAUGUGGAACACAAGCCCCAAUCUGGCUAUCCCUUCAAUCAGAUUCUCUCCCACGUCCUGGAGAGAGAAAGGCACUGACUGCCUGUGGAACCUGGCAAUUCUUUUCUGGAAGCACCAAAGACUGUUGCCUCUUCCAAAUCCCCAUCUCAGUUAGACAUUGUGGGAAGUUCCUUGUUUAUCUCCUGCAACCUACUCAAGGGUGCAUGGGCUAUUGUGCAGAAGAGAAAUUCCAGAUUCCAGCUUUGCAUCCAGUUGUUGCUCCUGAGCUUUUGGGGUCCCAGGUCUACCUAAAAUGUACUUUCACCAGUCCAACUUCAAAUUGGGCUACGGGCUAUACAGUGAUCUGGUCACGACUUUCUACAUCCAAUGUGAAAGAACAGCUUCAUCACGACACAACUGUGCAGGCAUUCUCCUAUGUGGAGAUGGAUGGAAUUAAUUUCAGAUUGGGAGAUACGUAUACAGGUCUUCGAUUGAAGGUCUUUUGCACUGUCACAGUUUUUAGGUGGGACUCACCUGAUCACCACACUCUCCCUGAGGAAAGCGAUGGAUUCUAUGCUGGAAUCAAGGACUCUAUUGUACAUCACCUAGCUCAUGUGCAAUUUGUAAGCCCUUCUUUUGUGCCCUUCUUCGUGAAAUGUCCUGAGAGCCAGUUUGGCAUAGUGUUUGUACCAGAAUCUUUAAAAAUUGCAGAAGAUGGAAAGGAACAUAUUUUGACAAUCUUAAGUACCAUUCCUAUUACAUGUUUGGCCGAGGAUGACAUCUGUAAAAUUACUUUACAGUUAAGCACUCAGAUUUCUGAUAACUUGUUAGGAAGGACACCGAACAUAGCCCUUUCAACAUGCCAUGUGGAUUUGGAACAAAGGCCCUGCAGAGAAAACAGCUGUGGAAAAGCAACUCUUGCUGUAAGAGCUGUGAAUGACUUUGUAGAAAAUGGAAACCUUAUCAGUUAUAUCACAGCCAAGCCAGUUCAGCCAAGUAAAUCUCUGUGGCAUGAUUAUAAGCCCAUGGAUGUCAAGGUCACAGUUCAAGACCUCCCUACAGGUUACUGCUACUCUUUCACAGAUCCACACAUAAUCACAUUUGAUGGAUGGCAUUACAAUAACUACAUGGUUGGAACUUUUGUCUUGUACAAGAGCCUUAGCCGUCUGUUUGAGGUGCAUGUACGUCAGUGGGACUGUGCCAGCCACCAUAUUGCCAUCGCCUGUAACUGUGGUGUUGUUGCACUGGAAGAGAAUGAUAUUGUUGUUGUUGACAUGUGCAACAGGCAAUUUCUGGAAACCAAGUCUCAGGUGAUAAUACAAAACAUCAGAGCCUCAUCACAACAAAAUGUCAAAAUCAUGAAGUCCUAUGGAGGAAAAAAAAUCACUAUCUUGUUCCAUUCAGGAGCUUUUGUUCGAGCUGAUCUUAAUGACUGGGGAAUGAGUUUGACAGUAAGGGCACCGAGUAGUGACUUUAACAGAACCAGAGGUUUAUGUGGUACUUUUGACAGAAAUAGUCAGAAUGACUUCCACAGGGCUGAUGGGAGCUCUUUACCUUCUCACCAGAAUAGCACAAUGGAGGAGAACUUCAUAGAAGCUUGGAGGUGA